ACCGUCCUUCCUCCCCGCCUCUGUGGAUAUGGGGGAGCGUCACAGCCUUGCUAUUGUUAUGCAAAUAAGAGGCUGCCUAAAAGGAGCUGCCCAGGGCAUCCUGCCCUCUAAAGGCGCCCAGGGACGUGGCUGCGGGGGAUCCGCCUGGGGGAGCACUAAGGGAACGGGGGGAUCUGCUACGAGACAAGAGCCCCGCUCUGGGAUACGCACAGCAGCUGCCCCCACCUCCCCCUGGCUCCGGGCACAGCGACAGAGACUCCACGCUGCACCUCUCCCGGCCGGGCUCCGCCGCUCCUAGGGACCGAGCCAGGCUUCCCCUCCGGCCGCCGGCUCCACCUGGAUGCGCAGCCGGGGCGGAUAGCAGCGGCGGCGGCAGCAGCGGGGCGCUCGCCGGCCGCCAGCCGCACGCACCCUGGGAGCCGCACGGAAGCUGCUGGGCCGGGCGCGGGGGGGCGCGCAGCCGUACCGCGGGGAAGCUCGGGGCCCCGGGGGUCUCUUAGCCGGGCCUGAUCCGAUCCGCCAGCCCCCGAGCUGCCCCGCGCCCCGGCCCCGGCUCUUUGCUGCUUCCAUGAGCAUCCGCGCCCAGCGGCUUGUCCGGAGGCCGCGCUCCCAGCCGCAGGGCGCGCCGCUUGCGCGCCGAGCCCCCGCCCCUAGCGCCGGGCUCGCGGGGCGCCCCUGCCGAGCUGGGUGAGGCGGCGCGGGGCACGGAGACCUGCGGCCGCCCGGCACCGCUGCGCCCGGAUCCAGCUGCCCGGCCGCGGCCAUGAGCCAGACGGAGCUGUCCACCUGCUCGGCCCCGCAGAGCCAGCGCAUCUUCCAGGAGGCGGUGCGCAAGGGCAACACCAAGGAGCUGCAGUCGCUGCUGCAGAACAUGACGAACUGCGAGUUCAACGUCAACUCGUUCGGGCCCGAGGGGCAGACGGCCCUGCACCAGUCCGUCAUCGACGGCAACCUGGAGCUCGUCAAGCUGCUCGUCAAGUUCGGCGCCGACAUCCGCCUGGCCAACCGCGACGGCUGGAGCGCGCUGCACAUCGCCGCCUUCGGGGGCCACCAGGACAUCGUGCUCUACCUGAUCACCAAGGCCAAGUACUCCGCGGGCAGCCGGUGACGCUGCGGCCGCCGGGCCCGGGCCGGGGCUCCCCGUGGCGGGCAGCGGCGCGCUCUGCAGGACGGGCUGGGCGGGCGGCUCGAGCCCCCCGGGGCGGGGGCCGCGUCUGCUCCGGCCGCGCUGGGAGCGGAUAACCCCGGGACGUCCCACCCCGCACGCGCACACGGCUGCCGCCCGGGCUGCCCCACGCGGGGGCGCCCGGCGGACUCCGGCCCCGGCCGCCCAAGGGGCCGCCCCGGGCCAGCGCGCUGCGCCCCGCGGGCUGCUCCAGCUGAGGCCGGCAGGGCAGGACCCGGCCCUCCAGGAGACGGGGGACCUCUCCGAGGGGCGGCUGGGCCCUUCCUCCCCGCGGCUGCCUGGCCCGGGACAAGGGUGCCUUCCUCAGCCGAGCCCGCUGACCCGAGCCGCGGCCGGCCCCCAGGUGAGGUUAGGCGGCCGCCUGUGGGCUGGGGGGCCGCGGUCCGGGAGCCGUGACUGACCCGCCUCGGGGCGGGCAAAGCAGCCGCAUCGCCGGACACAGGGCAGAGCUGGGGCGUGGGUUGAUUGUUUAUUAUUGUUUCAAUGACAAAGCUGCUUGGACUCCAUGUUUUUUGCAAAGAAAUCUGGGGGCCCACAAAGAUUUUACUGAAAAACCAUUUAACUGCUUUCAAAGGGGUUUUGUCUUUCAAGGGUUUUUUCUCCUACUGUAAUUUGUUUUCUAUCUUGUUUGUUUGUUUGUUUGUUUGUUUGUUUGGGGGUUUUUUUGGCCAUCUACCUCGGCUGCGCUCACAGCAUUCACGGUUUCAGUCAGAGAUCUGGUCAGAUGCUUUAAAAUGCGCUCACGUUCCCCCCGCCCUGGGGCCCCCCCAGCCGAUCAGUUUGCUGGCUUGUCAGUCCCUGGAGGCUGUCCCUGAUUUUAAAAAAAGAAAAGGAGGACUUGUGGCACCUUAGAGACUAACCAAUUUAUUAGAGCAUAAGCUUUCGUGAGCUACAGCUCACUUCAUCGGAUGCAUUUGAGCAUGUUCU
Dermochelys coriacea (leatherback sea turtle) is the source of this 2113-nucleotide messenger RNA. It is a transcript of the gene NRARP, whose product is annotated as NOTCH regulated ankyrin repeat protein. The record is from RefSeq and is a predicted model, not a curated record. Lineage: Eukaryota; Metazoa; Chordata; Testudines; Dermochelyidae. The transcript has a single exon. Gene Ontology annotation, molecular function: enzyme inhibitor activity; protein binding; phosphatase regulator activity. The coding region runs from base 764 to 1108 and encodes 114 amino acids. Gene Ontology annotation, cellular component: cytoplasm.